AUGUCUUGUCUCCCAGAUUUCAUAUGUCCGAAGUCACGAUAUGGGUCGGAGUGUGAGUACACAUGCACUUGCCAAAAGGACAGUAAAGAUUGUGCAAUUUCUGAGCAGUGUGGCCCGGCCUGUGAUCCUAAGGUUUCCAGUACAUGUAAACAUGAAUCAGUCAGAAGAUACAUGAAAUUACCAUACAUCCAAAUACCGUCAAUUGUGGAAUGUCCGGCCGGAACUUACGGCAUUAAUUGUGACGAAAACUGUAGCAGUAUAUGCCAGAACUGUGACGGCCUCACAGGAAGGUGUCCAACGUGUCCGGCCGGUAUGCAUGGAGACUUUUGUGAAGAGGACUGCGAAAUGUUUACCUAUGGCCCAGGCUGUGAACUGCAAUGUAGCACAAAUUGCUUAUACAAUAUGUGUAAUGAAGUAGAUGGAGAAUGUAUACGAUGUCCCGCAGGCCAAUACGGCUCGUAUUGUGAUCAUGUGUGUGAUAAACAUUACUACGGCAACAAUUGUAACUUCAAGUGUAGCCAGGAAUGCGAAGACCAGAUUUGUAGAGGCACAGAUGGCGUUUGUUUAAGCUGCCCACCUGGACGUCAAGGGAGCUUCUGCGACACGG
Messenger RNA from Physella acuta, 607 nucleotides. Its product is annotated as cell death abnormality protein 1-like. The record is from RefSeq and is a predicted model, not a curated record. Gene Ontology annotation, molecular function: scavenger receptor activity. Lineage: Eukaryota; Metazoa; Mollusca; Gastropoda; Physidae.